Molecule: messenger RNA, 4770 nt
Organism: Cottoperca gobio
Lineage: Eukaryota; Metazoa; Chordata; Actinopteri; Perciformes; Bovichtidae
Gene: mphosph9
Product: M-phase phosphoprotein 9
Exons: 24
Coding region: 106-3936 (1276 amino acids)
Cellular component (GO): centriole
Source: RefSeq, a predicted model, not a curated record
CCAGCAACCAGUUAACAGCCUCGUCUACUCACACUGAAAUAUGGAUGAAACGAUGAUACAAGUCAACGGCUGUCAGACUGACCCCCUCUGCAUGGGCCCAUAAACAUGUCCACAGAUGACAGUAUCUCUGAGGAUGCGUCCAGCUCGGGGGCUUUGAGCCAUUGCCAUGUCAGUGCUGACGGCGAUGUGUGUAAGGAGAGUGAGACCUCUUUGGUGUCCUCUGAGGGGACAUCAGCCUCGGGUCUGGCUGUCUUAGAGGAAAGACACACAACCUCCCAAACAACAGGAGGCACUGUGGAGAGCAGGCCCAUGGACAUCACACCAGCAUGCAACAAGAUCAGGAGUCUGUGUCUGAGCACAGAUGAAGCAUAUGAACAAGGGAAGAGCCUCCCAUUCAUCAACCCUAGCUCCCUGGAGACCCUUCGGGCUUUGGUGCAGGAGAUCCAGAGCAGCGGAGAGACAGACCCUGAGAUCUGGAAGGAUUGUGAGGGCCGAUGGUUGCAUCUGUUUCAGCUGGUCGAGAAGCAAUACCAAGAACAAAUACUCGCCCAGCAAGAACAAUACCAGUGCCAAAUACAGUUGAUUCAGGAUGAAAUUAAAGCUCUGGUUCAGCUCCAGAACCGCCAGGCCAGCAUCCAGCCAAACACAGAGUUCUCUCCAACUUCGGUGACCAAAACUACCACAAACACAAAGGAUUAUAUUUUCCCGCUCAUCUCCAGUGGCUGCACAGUCCCCAAAAAUGUGACCCGUGACAAUGACAGCCUGGCAGUUCCUGCAUAUGUACCUUUUAGCUCCCCUUCACCUCCACUCCAGAGAUCAGAGAUCGCCAACCAGGGGGAGGAGCGGGCGGCCACAGUGCUCAGCAGUGGCUACGGGACUCUGUCUGCUUGGGAAACAACUGUGGAACCUGCUGGGUCUCCGGGGGAAGAUGAGGAUGGUAUUCAAGGCAGGGAGAAGCAUCAUUGGUCCCUUAACUUCCAGGAAGACACAGAGACAACUGUUGGGUGCCUGCAGGAUUAUUCUCAUGUAAGGACUCUCGGAGUGGAUGAAACUAACCCAUUACUCUACCAGCAGAGAACCUCUGGCACCAGUCAGUUUCUGACAUCCUGGGCCCAGAGGCAGAAACUCAGGCCCAAGACGAGCAAAGCAGAACAAGCUUCAUCCCAAAUCCUUGAGUACCAGGAGCAGCCAUGCAGCCCCAGAGAAUCUCACAAGCAAAUCCCCCGGGAGAGCUCAGACUUCCAGGACCAGCAUCGACCGGCUGGGCUGUCGUCCAGCUCUUUCCCCCUGAGGAGGAGUGACAGCCUGAUGUCUGAGGCAUCAGGCCUCACUUAUUGGCGUUUGCAUGAGAGUGAACUGUAUCAUCCCCUACCGGACAGCUUCGACAGCGGCGCUUUCCUCCUGCAAGAUGCCUCCAUGAGUCUUACUCCAUCUCAGGAGCCUCGUCUGUCUCUCAGAGAAAUCUAUCAGACCAAGCAGAGAACAGAUGGUAAACGUUCAGACUGGGAAGGCUCUGUUACAUCCAGUCCUUUGUCACCACAGGUCAUGAACUUGGACCCGUCUGCUAACCAGCAGCAGUCAGAUCGUACCUCUGGCUUCACUUCGCCCUCUCACUUCAGCAGCCCUUCGUUCGCUGCUCAGCCCCACCUCUACCACCAAGUAGGGACCCCUGUAACCCCUGACAGCAUGGUGGAGUGCAGUCCCAACCCCGGAGAUACAGACUGCAACUCUGACACCUCCAGUGUUUCAGCUGCCGGGCCUUCCCCUUCUAAGUGGCAAAGCUCGUGGGGAAACGUAUCCCAGGCCGUCCUGUUUACCUCCCAGGGUAAGAACCAGCUCUGCUCUCACACGUCCAGCCAGCAAUGCAGAGCCAGUGCCCCCUUAGCCAGCGAGGAGGAGGGCAGUAACACCCACACCAGCACCCUGAAGCCUCGUUCAGCCUCCGAUGCAACUCAGCGGCCUGCAGUCAGUCCACACACGGAAAGAGCGUCAUCACUGGAGGAUCCUGUCGUCGUUUCUCUACUGAGGCAGAACCUGAGAGAGAAGCACUCUCGACAUGUGGCUGAUCUGAAAGCAUAUUACGAGUCUGAGAUUCAAAUCCUGCGAGACAAACUGAAACUCAGAGAUCUGCCCCAGGAUUUAGAGAGGAGCAACCAGGCCCUCACAGAGAGGUGCAAACACCUGGAGAAAGCUCUGGCUGAGGCCAUCAGUCGCAUACAGGAACUAGAAGCAACAAACAGCUUGCUGGAGAAGAAACUGGCAGAAUGGCCGGAGCGGUACGCUGUAGCGGGUGCAACUGUGAAAUCCUUGCAACAGCGACUAGAAGAAAGCAAACGCUCGGGCAAAGAGAAGGACGCCUCUGCAGCACGUUUGAAGACCCACGUACGGCAGCUGGAGGAGUCGGUGCAGAAAGCCUGCAGGGAGGCUGACGAGAGGGAGGCGAGGAGGGAGAGAGAGUCCAAGAUGCUGCAGGAUCUGUUUGGAGAAUAUGACUCUCUGGUGAAGGAGCACGAGGGACUGAAGAACAACUGUGUGUCGACGGAGAACAAGCUCGGCGAUGCCACCGAUCAGAUAUCAGAGCUGAAGAGAGCAAUCUCCAAAUUGGAGUCUCAGGUGAAGCAGCUGGAGCACGAGAACCAGGCCAGAGCACGUUAUUCUUCCCACAAUAACACACAACCUUCUGGGGCUGGUCUCUUCCACCAUCCUGACCUGCUGCCGUCACCCAGUAAAGGCAAGGCAGAGCCGGACGUCACCCGCAGGAAGUCGCCUUGUGAACAACAGAACACAGGCAGAAGAUCACCAUUCCCUCAAACAAACCAAUCAAGUAUCCACAAGAAGUCCCAUUAUCCAUUUAAUGACCAAUCAUCAGGAACUGGAAGCUCUGUGGAGACCUCUUCAGUUGGUGGGAGCUGGAGGUGUGCGUCCCCCCCAGAGUGUGAACAAUCUCUGCCUCAGCAGCACAGACACCCGGAGCAGAGCCAGCGGGAGGCCGGCCGCAGAGAGGGCUCCUGUGCCCUGACGCCCAUGAUGAGGGCCCUGAUAGAGCUGGAGGAGACCAGAGCGACAGAGAGCCGGGCCCCCUGUAAGAACAGCCCCACCACCUACAGGGUCGGCAGUCAGAGGCCCACAGUGGGGUUUGUGGAGCGGAGACACAAAGAGGUGCUUCAGGCGGACAGGGAGGUGGUCAAACCUGGAGGAGGAGUCGUGGCCAGAGCUGAGCUCAGAGGAGGCGGAGGAGUAAAGAAAAGAGCUGCAGCUCUGCUGAGAGCUCAGAGGAGUCUGUCUCCAGACGGCCACAGAUCCGCCUCGCUGCCCCCUCCUGAACAUCGAAACAAGCCCACAACUACACCCACAAAGAGAGGAACUUUAUUCAUGCCCAUGUCUGCAAAGUCCAGUCCUAAACGCUGCCCCACGGAGAACUACUCCACGGCUUUUGGUCACCUGAUGCCGAGAGAGCAACACGUGCACAACAGGAUUGAUGGAGAAGUUGACAAGAGACGUCAUUCAUUCCACAGCAGCAGUCCCAGGAAGAGACUCCAGUUUACCUCAGCGGACAGAGAAGAUGACCUCCAGCAGUCAGAGUCCUGCGGUAGCGUGAAGCCACAGGAGGGAAACUUCCAGCUGGGCUGGGAGGAGCAGCGAGUCUGUAGUGGACCCGACCUGCAGGACUCCUGUGAAGACGCCGCUCCAUUUCUCCUGGACAGAAUCCACUCGCUGGCUGAGGCUGAGAAACUGUUAGACGAGCUGACGCAAGAGAAGCUGCAGAUUGAGGCAGCUUUGAGUCGGAUGCCCGGAGCAGGCGGGAGAGUGACUCUACAGACCCGGUUAGAUGAGGUGGCCUUAGAGAAUCGUCUGGAGAGACUGAAUCGAGAGCUGGGAUCCAUCCGCAUGACUCUGAAGAGAUUCCACGUCCUGCGCUCGUCCGCCAACAUAUAGCAAAGUCUGUCUUUAUACAUCACAGUGUAGAAGCUACAACUUUUAUACACUGCACUGAUUGUCUUUCUGUGCCAUAACUCCAUCUGUACAGUAACCACAUGGCAUCUUUUUUAUACUUACACUUACUCUGGGAUAUUUUUGUAUAUGUCUGAAAGAUAUUUCAAUUUUUGGAGUAUAUUUUUUAGUAAUGCACAGAUUUGUAAAGUCGUUUACUUUUUUAGUCACAGAAAUAUUAAUAUGAUAUGUUUUACUCGCCAUAUUCAGGUGGAGAUUUUUAAAUCUGCCAUGUGAAUAAAUCAAAAAGGACUUUCCAGCAGAGACAUUCAUCCCCUGGGAAAAUAUCACUGCCAUUUUUAUUCAUGUGUUCAUGAACAUCUUUGACUUGACUUAAGAUGCAUUUGUUUUUUUGUAUGUUUUUGUACGUGUUUCACAUGUUUAUUUCUUUUCUAAGUACCGGUAGGUUUAUUCUGUUUGCUUUGGGCCAAAUUUAUCAAACUUGAAGAAAUCAUUUUUUUACUUGAAAUCGCCUUUUUUUCUUCGUUUACGUUCCAUUACUUCUUGUCACUUUCUUUGCUUUAUGUUUCACAUUUGUUACAGGACUGGACGCUCCGGAGCCACUUGUUAAAUCCAAACCAGCACACUUUUUCAAUCGACACACACACACACACACACACACACUUUCUUCAGUCGGUUGUUUUCCUCGAGCGAUGCUUGUGCAUGGAAUUUCUUGCACUGCUUCUUCUCCUUGCAGUUUUCCUACCUGACAUGAACUUCACUGGAACUAUAAUAUUGUUGUUGCACAAUAAAUUAAGCUUUUUUUUUUAAUAACUAGAA